ACGUCACCAGUGGGCGAGGAGCUUUGAUAAAAGCGCCUGCAGGCGUGUGAGGAGAUUCCAUUCACCACCCGCAUCAACAAUGAUCUGGACAAUACUUCUCCUCCUUCAGGCUCUCCUCCUUUACUUUAUGCUCACGCGCCGGACGAGGUCAAAGAAGGAGCCACCUUUAGACAAUGGGUUGAUUCCAUGGUUAGGGCAUGCACUGGAAUUUGGAAAAGAUGCUUCUAAGUUCUUGCAUCGAAUGAAGAUGAAACAUGGUGACAUAUUCACAGUGUGUGUCGCUGGCCAUUAUGUCACAGUGCUGUUGGAUCCACAUUCCUAUGAUGACGUCAUCAAUGAUGCUGUGGCCCUGGACUUUACAAGAUAUGCGCAAGUGCUCAUAGAGAGAAUCUUCAGCCUGCGGCUUCCACAUCACCAGCCGGACAAAGCCAAAGAAGCCAUGAUAAAGUAUUUUCAGGGACGGGAUUUGGCCUACCUGAACACCUCCGUGCACAGACACCUGCAGGCCCUGCUGAAAGCUGAGACGCCCCAGAACCUGAAAGACUGGAAAGAGGAGGGACUGUUUAACUUCUGUUAUGGCGUACUUUUUCAAGUUGGAUACCUCACACUUUUUGGAGGGGAACAGAACAAUAAUGGCACAGCGCCAUCAAAUGUGUACAAAGAGUACAAGAAGUUUGAUCAGCUCUUAACCAAAUUAGCAAGAAGAACACUGACAUCAGAGGAGAAGCGGACGGCCCAGGCUACACGGAAGACCCUGUGGAAGCUUUUGGCUCCGGCAGGUGUCAGUGAGGACUCGGGUUCGAGUCCCUGGCUGCACGCCUACAGACAGCAGUUGACAGAGGAGGGAACUGAUGAGGAAACUCAAAAAAAGGCUGUGCUCAUGCAACUCUGGGCCACACAGGGAAACGUUGGUCCUGCUGCCUUCUGGCUCUUGACUUACUUGUUGAUGAACCCUGAAGCGCUGACGGCUAUGAGGAGAGAAUUCAGCCAGAUCACACAGACCUCAGCCUGUCCUCUGCUGGACAGACACGUGCACACACCUGUGUUCAAUAGUGCUCUGGAAGAGGCACUUCGGCUGACUGCUGCCCCCUUUAUCACCAGAGAGGUAGUGCAGGAAAAGACCCUCCACAUGGCGGACGGCAGAGAGUACCUACUGAGGAAAGGAGACCGGAUAUGUUUGUUCCCCUUCAUCAGCCCUCAAAUGGACCCUGAGGUUCACCACGAGCCACAGACGUACAAGUACAAUCGCUUUGUGAAUGAAGACGGCUCAGAGAAGAAAGAUUUCUAUAAAGGAGGGAGGCGGCUGAAAUAUUACACCAUGCCAUGGGGCGCAGGGACAAACGGCUGUGUGGGAAAGCAGUUUGCCAUCAAUACCAUCAGACAGUUUGUUUACAUGGUGUUGACCGAUUUUGAUGUGGAGCUGUGCGACCCAGAUGCCCAGUUGCCUGCCGUAAAUGCCAGCCGUUAUGGAUUUGGAAUGAUUCAGCCAGAAGGAGAGCUAUUUGUCCGAUAUAAACGUCGGAGUCCACACUAAAACUUCAAACACACAGCAUGUCUCAUUAUUCAUGUACAUUUCGAAAUCAUUGCACACAUCCACGUGCCACUUUAACUUGUGUAUUUUAUAUUUAUCUUGCACUAAUAUUACUUUUGUAUUUACCAUUUACAUGAAGUGUAAAGAUGUGUAAUUUUAUGCUAUGAAAUUAUUUUUCUGAGGUUUUGUGUAAAAUUAAAUCACUCUUGCAGAUGUUACAAAUUUGUUACAGUUACACAUAUUUGUUUUGAGUGAAAUUAAAAUAAUGUACUUCCA
This is a messenger RNA of Thalassophryne amazonica, 1807 nucleotides long. Its product is annotated as prostacyclin synthase-like. Gene Ontology annotation, biological process: prostaglandin biosynthetic process. NCBI's taxonomy places the organism in Eukaryota, Metazoa, Chordata, Actinopteri, Batrachoidiformes, Batrachoididae. Bases 80 to 1534 code for a protein of 484 amino acids. The record is from RefSeq and is a predicted model, not a curated record. The transcript is spliced from 10 exons. Gene Ontology annotation, molecular function: heme binding; monooxygenase activity; oxidoreductase activity, acting on paired donors, with incorporation or reduction of molecular oxygen.